AUGAGUAUCGUCUCGAAAAUCCCUUAUGGUGUCGUCAUCAAGUCCAACCAGUUCAAACUACUUCAUGGAACUCAUGCCUUAGAGGUUCUGAACCCUAAACUCGACUCUUCUUUGUUGAAGAUCCAACCCUUUGAUUUGAUACAUUCUUGCACCACUAUAGAUGAUCUCAAUGGCAUCACCUGUGGUCUUUAUAGAGCCCUUUCUGCUUGGCUUGAUAACAAUUCACUCAGUGUAUCUGUCCUUAGUUGUGCUUAUAUAGAGGAGUUAUUGAUGGAUUAUCGAGACAAUGGACUGGUAUCAUCUUCUGAUACUUCCGAUUCGCUCAAAGAUCAUGUUCUUGUUCCCUUUUCGCUGGGAAUUCUACAGUUUGUCAAGUUUGUCCUUAAACUUGGUCUGGCAGGUGUUGUAUGCGAAGAAGAAGAUAUAAAUACUCAAACCAUGGAUCUAGAUAUGAUUCAAAACGUUCCAUUACAAUCUGUCAUUGACCAGAUAGAAUGUGCCCUGAAGUGGGUGUCCGAUAAGUCUGAUGUGUCCAACAAGUCUGAUGUGUCCGACAAGUCCUAUUCGUUCUUAUACGACUCAGUUCGUUUACUCACACUCCUUCUUCAACUACCUUCACUUUUAGAGAUCAAUUUAGAGCCAUUUUCGGAUCAUCAGACUCCACAAGUGUCUGAAAAACUGCAAAAGAUCGUCUCAGAUCUAACUAAAGCAUUGGAAUUACUUGAUAAACUCGGCAAAUCAUCUGAUUAUGCUACCAAAAUCAAUCCACCACUCAAUUGCUUCAGUACAAACGUUCAGAAACGUCGCAAUAAUAGAAGUCCUCCCAAACCAGUGGUUCUACUCAGUUUUAAAGACUCCAUAGAAAACUUUAGACGACUUGUACAGGAUUCUUUAACUAUUCUCCACAUUACUGAAACACGGGAUAGUAUUCAACUGGUUGAAUUCUUAAAGUGUUGUAUGAAUAAAAGAGAAGCUACAAACGACGAGGAUGAUGUUUUAGGGCUCCAUGUGGUUCCAAGAUCCUUACUACAACUAUUCUUAAUUCGUGAUGAUGAAACUAUCCUUGGAUCUCGUAAAGGAUUCAAUAUUGGCUCUUUGUUAUACGAUUUUAUGUUGAGAAUAUGUGUUCAGGAUGCCAGGAUUUUGAGCUGUUCGGAUUCGACCAUCCAGACCAAAUUACAGUUGCUUCUUGGCGAUAUGAAGGUACCUUUCUUUCAUUUUCUGUCGUGUGUCUCACAAAAUCCGGCCAGACAGCGACAGUUUAUUGGUAAAGAGGUGAUCUAUUGGGACAAGUUCCAAGUGGAGUCAGAGAAUUUGGAAUCUUCAGUGAAUUCGUCCAUUCCAGACAACUUCGAUGGUGGUGCAUCAUUUCCAAUAAUGCCUGUGGCAUCGUUUGUUUACUUCUCGAAAUUGAUCAGCAUGAUUGAUUUGAUGUUAAAGUCAAUCGAGCUCAACCUCUUCAAGGAUCUUAGAGAGUUAAACGUUGGCUAUUGGCUCACAUCAUAUUUGAUUGACUAUUUACUUCAACAUCUUAAUAGACUAUUGGAUGUGGUGAAGUUACGUCGGAAACAGUUGGUGGUUAGCUAUGGCAAGAGGGUUAAAGGAGAUAAGAAGAAGGCAAAGCAGCUUCAUGCUGAACAACUGGUUCGAUCAGAAAGUUAUUUGAACUAUCAAGUUAGCCGAUACUCGAUUUAUAGGACGAUGAUUGAACUAAAGUUGGUGGAAUUACAGGUAUUAAACUAUUUCGGAUACUUGAAAUUGCCUAAACUGUGCAAAGUAUCCGAGACUUUGCUCUUUAACUUACAAUUGAAACCAUUUCAAUCAAUCGGAGUACCAGAAUUACCCUCUUUUGCGGAUUAUAACGAUGCCAUGGCGAAAUUUAACGAUGCCUUUGGCCAGGUGGUAAAGAAUGGAGACUACAUUUACUUCCGGAAGCUAAUCAAGUCCAAGUCGAUCGACUUGAAUGCAUUUUUCCGUACCAUUCAGAUCCAACUGGACGCAUUGGAAUGGCCGUCCUUCUUAAGUGACUCUAUAAAAGAGGACUUGAUGGAGUUGAAGAGAUCUUCUAUCUACACAGAGCUUUCACUCGGACAAGUCGUGAAGAUUCUUGAGAAAGAUGUCGAUAAUGCAAGGCACUUAGACGUGUACAUAGAGAGAAAGAAACAUCACCUAUACUUUCCAGAUAUUAAGGUGGUGAAGAAGGAAAAAAAAAUGAUUACGUAA
Messenger RNA from Brettanomyces nanus, 2223 nucleotides. RefSeq lists its product as uncharacterized. Bases 1 to 2223 code for a protein of 740 amino acids. Gene Ontology annotation, cellular component: NatC complex. Lineage: Eukaryota; Fungi; Ascomycota; Pichiomycetes; Pichiales; Pichiaceae. The record is from RefSeq and is a predicted model, not a curated record. Gene Ontology annotation, biological process: N-terminal peptidyl-methionine acetylation. The transcript has 2 exons.